This is a messenger RNA of Protopterus annectens (West African lungfish), 6033 nucleotides long. RefSeq names its product CF transmembrane conductance regulator (gene CFTR). The transcript has 27 exons. Gene Ontology annotation, biological process: bicarbonate transport; chloride transmembrane transport. Lineage: Eukaryota; Metazoa; Chordata; Ceratodontiformes; Protopteridae. Gene Ontology annotation, molecular function: ATP binding; ATP hydrolysis activity; ABC-type transporter activity. Gene Ontology annotation, cellular component: apical plasma membrane; plasma membrane; cytosol. The record is from RefSeq and is a predicted model, not a curated record. Bases 132 to 4577 code for a protein of 1481 amino acids.
AGAGUCAAGGAGCGAGGCGUGGCAUCAUCAAACAGCCUCUCUGAGGUGGGAUGAACAGAACAGGGAGAGUUGAGGGAUGAUAAAACCCAUCAACCCCAGGUAAUCAGUUCACAGGUUUAGAACUGGGCACCAUGCAGAGAUCUCCUAUAGAACAAGCUAACUUUCUCUCCAAACUUUUAUUCUGCUGGCCUCGACCAAUAUUGACCAAAGGCUACAGACAGAAAUUAGAAUUAUCAGACAUCUAUCAGGUUCCUUCUGAUGACACAGCAGACAAUCUUUCUGAAAAACUGGAAAGAGAAUGGGACAGAGAAAUAGCAACUUCCAAGAAAAACCCCAAACUUAUUAACGCUCUCCGGCGAUGCUUUUUCUGGAGGUUUCUUUUAUAUGGAAUACUGUUACAAUUAGGGGAAUUGACAAAGGCUGUGCAGCCUCUUUUUUUAGGAAGAAUUAUUGCCUCCUACGAUCCAGAUAAUGAAAAAGAACGCGAAAUAGCAAUCUAUGUGGCAAUUGGUCUUUGUUUGUUAUUCACUGUACGGACGUUACUUCUUCAUCCUGCCAUAUUUGGUCUUCAUCACAUAGGAAUGCAGAUGAGAAUAGCCAUGUUUAGCCUUCUGUAUAAAAAGACACUGAAACUGUCAAGCAGAGUGCUGGACAAAAUUAGCACUGGACAACUGGUCAGUCUACUUUCAAAUAACCUUAACAAAUUUGAUGAGGGUCUAGCAAUAGUUCACUAUGUGUGGAUUGGACCAGUUCAAACUAUAGUUCUGAUGGGUUUACUAUGGGACCUUUUGAAGUAUUCAUGUUUUUAUGGUCUUGCAUUCCUUGUUCUUCUUGCCCCUUUCCAAGCAUGGCUGAGCCGAAAGAUGACACAGCACAGAGAUAAAAAAGCAGGAAAAACCAAUGAAAGGCUUGUGAUCACCUCGGAAAUUAUUGACAACAUUCAGUCUGUGAAAGCCUAUUGCUGGGAAGAUGCAAUGGAGAAAAUUAUUGAAGCAUUAAGACAAGUGGAGCUGAAAUUCACCCGAAAGGCUGUCUAUUGCCGAUAUUUAAAUACUGCAGCUUUCUACUUCUCUGGAUUUUUUGUUGUAACUUUAUCAGUUCUCCCCUUGAUAUUUACUGAAGGAACAGGACUACGCAAAAUAUUUACUGCAAUCAACUUCACGAUUACACUUCGUAUGGCAGUCACUAGACAAUUUCCAGGUGCUAUACAGACAUGUUAUGACUCCCUGGGAACUAUACGUAAAAUACAGGAUUUUUUACGAAAAGAAGAAUAUACAACUCCGGAAUACAAUCUUUCAGCAAAAGGUCUGGAGCUUGUGAAUGUCACAGCUUCUUGGGACGAGAGUAUUGGAGAGUUGUUUGGAAAAGUAAGCCUGGAAGAAAACGGUAGACAAAUGUCCAAUGGAGAUGCAGCUGGAUUCUUUAACAAUUUUUCCCUUCGAGUCACUCCUGUUCUUCAAGACAUUGACUUCAAAAUUGAGAAAGGACAGCUUUUAACUGUAGCAGGAUCAAUUGGCUCUGGCAAGAGUUCUCUGCUGAUGAUGAUUAUGGGGGAGUUGGAACCAUCUGAAGGUAAAAUAAGACACAGUGGAAGAAUAUCCUUCUGUCCACAGGCUCCCUGGAUCAUGCCUGGAACAAUUAAAGAGAAUAUAACAUUUGGGCUUCCUUAUGAUGUACAAAAAUACAAAAAUGUCAUUAAAGCAUGUCAGCUAGAAGAGGAUAUUGCUGUACUUCCUGAUAAUGACAAGACAGUUGUUGCAGAAGGAGGAGUCACACUUAGUGGAGGACAAAGGGCUCGGAUCUCCUUUGCAAGAGCAGUUUACAAAGAUGCCGAUGUUUAUCUCUUCGAUUCUCCUUUUAGUUAUUUGGACAUAAGUACAGAAAAAGAAAUAUUUGAAAGGUGUGUCUGCAAGAUGAUGUCUGACAAAACCCGAAUCCUAGUGACAUCCAAGAUGGAACACUUAAAGAAGGCAGACAAGAUCCUACUUCUUCAUGAGGGCAGUAUUUAUUUUUAUGGUACUUUUUCUGAGCUCCAGGCUAAAAAGCCUGAUUUCAGUACCCUGCUUCUUGGUUUUGAAGCUUAUGACAAUUUCAAUGCAGAAAGAAGGAAUUCCAUUCUAACUGAGACAUUCAGACGUCUUUCUAUAGAUGGAGAUGCAGGAAAUAUGCGCAAUGAUCAGAAAAAAGUUUCUUUUAAACCACCACCUGAUUUUACAGAAAAAAGAAAAGGUUCUCUUAUAAUGAACUCUCUGGGUUCUACUAAGCGGGUCUCAGUACUACAACCACCUGCAUCAUCUACUUUAAGCGGAACAGAAGAAAAUCUCAGUGAAACAGAAGAAAGGAGGCUUUCCUUAAUUCCUGAGGCAGAACAGGGAGAAGCUGCAUUGCCACGCAGUGACGUUAUGCCUAGAGGCCCUACAUUUCGAAGGCAAAGAAGACAGUCAGUGCUACAGCUGAUGACAGGAUCUUCAGCUGCCAACAACCAAGACUUACGCAGGCGUCGCAGUACAUCGAUCCGCAAAAUGUCAGUCGGUCCUCACGCCACAUUGAUUUCUGAAAUAGAAAUUUAUGGCAGACGAAUGUCUAAAGACAGCUAUAUAGAAAUUAGUGAAGACAUUAAUGAAGAAGAUCUAAAGGAAUGCUUUAUUGAUGAUGAAGUUGGCCAUGAAUUUACCACAUGGGGUACAUAUCUAAGAUAUGUCACAGUUCAUAGAAGAUUUGUAGCUGUUUUGGUUCUUUGUGUAAUUAUUUUCCUAUUAGAGGUUGCUGCCUCACUUGCUGGAGUAUUGCUGAUUAAAAAACAUGUGAACACCACUGAUGACAGUGUAUCUAACCCAAAUGCAACCAAACCGAUAAUAGUCACUGAGACCAGUACUUACUACAUAUUUUACAUCUAUGCUGCACUUUCAGACAGUUUUCUUGCAAUGGGAGUAAUCCGAGGAAUUCCCCUGGUUCAUACACUUGUAACUAUCUCCAAGAUGUUGCAUAAAAAGAUGCUGUAUGCAGUUUUACAUGCACCAAUGGCUACUCUGAACACAAUGAAAACAGGUCGAAUCCUGAACCGAUUUUCUAAAGAUAUUGCCAUUCUGGAUGACAUGCUGCCACUGACAAUUUUUGAUUUUAUACAGCUGUUUUUCAUUGUUGCGGGUGCCAUCACUGUGGUGUCUGUGCUACGUCCCUACAUAUUUUUGGCUGCAGUACCUGUGACAGUCAUCUUCAUUGUGCUUCGUUCAUACUUUCUUCGUUCAGCACAACAACUGAAGCAACUUGAAUCGGAAGCUCGUAGCCCAAUAUUCACCCAUCUCAUCACGACUUUGAAAGGGCUGUGGACUGUAAGAGCUUUUGGAAGACAAGCUUACUUUGAAACUUUGUUUCAUAAAGCUCUCAAUCUACACACAGCGAACUGGUUUCUUUACCUGUCAGCUCUGCGUUGGUUUCAAAUGAGGAUUGACAUUGUAUUUGUUGUAUUCUUCAGUGCAGUGACAUUCAUCUCUGUCCUAACUACAGGUGAUGGUGAAGGAAAGGUGGGAAUCAUUUUAACUCUAGCAAUGAACAUUAUGGGCUUUUUACAAGCAGUGAUCAAUUCAAGCAUUGAUUUGGACAGCCUGAUGCGAUCUGUGCAUAGAAUCUUUAAAUUCAUUGACUUAACAGCAGAAGACCACAGUUCCAAGGGAGCUCCUCCAUCUGAGAAGGAAUUAGACAUCUAUGUCAUUGAAAACCCAGACACUAAGAAAGACUGGCCAUCAGGAGGACAGCUGUAUAUCAGAAACCUCACGGCAAAGUACACAGAUGAUGGAAGAUCUGUGCUGGAAAAUGUGUCAUUUUCCAUUAAUGCUGGUCAGAGGGUUGGACUGCUGGGAAGAUCUGGAUCAGGGAAGAGUACCUUGCUUUUUGCUUUAUUACGCCUGGUAUCUGCAAAGGGUGAUAUUAUGAUUGAUGGAGUAUCUUGGAAUAAAGUUCCCUUGCAACAGUGGAGAAAAGCAUUUGGAGUUAUACCACAGAAAGUUUUUAUAUUUACUGGAACAUUUCGCAAGAACCUAGAUCCAAACGGAGAGUGGAGUGAUGAGGAAAUAUGGAAAGUCACAGAACAAGUUGGAUUGAAGUCUGUGAUUGAACAGUUUCCUGAUAAACUUGAUUUCAUUCUGUUGGACGAGGGUUAUGUUCUGAGUAAUGGGCAUAGGCAGCUGCUGUGUUUGGCAAGAUCCAUACUCAGUAAAGCAAAAAUCUUACUCCUUGACGAACCAAGUGCUCACCUGGAUCCUAUAACAUUUCAGUUUUUAAGAAAAACACUAAAAUAUGCGCUGGCAGACUGUACUGUCAUACUUUCAGAGCACAAAGUUGAAGCAAUGAUGGAAUGCCAGCAGUUUUUGGUUAUAGAAAAUAAACGGGUACAAUGUCAUGAUUCCAUUCAGAAGCUUUUAAAUGAAACCAGUUUCCUCAAGCAAGCCAUUAGUCAGGCAGAGCGUCUUAAACUGUUUCCAGUGCACCGCAGAAACUCAAGUAAGCGAAAAGGUCGGCCUGCUAUCUCAGCUCUGCAGGAGGAAACAGAGGAAGAGGCACAAGAAACAAGACUCUGAUGAAGCAUCGGCUACAAUUAAACUCUGAAGAUUAGUUCUCACAUUUGAAAUGGAGCUUUUACAUCUUAAUUUGUGACUUUGGACUGAAAUAGUUGAGACAUUUAAUCUUUGCAAAGCCGUGAAGUUCCUUUCCAGGAUGGAGCUGCACAACAAAUGGACUGCCUUUUGAAAGUGGGAUAACUUUUUCUCAUUCCAAGCGAUUACUUCAUGAUUUCCUCAGAUUGAACAGGACUUCUUCUGAUAGGGUAGACAAGGAAGGAUGUUGCGCAAGUAUGAGAAAAUAAGUCAAAAUUGGGAUAUUGACAAAUUUUAUGUUCAGAAAGGUUUACUGAAUCUGAACACAGGCAGAUUUCUAUUUUUUCAGACUUCCCUGUUUGCCUUUUCUGCAACUUUUAAUCCACUUAUUUCCAAUGAACAGUUUUCUAGUUUAUGCAAUUUAUUUAUUGACAUUUGGAUGCGUUGUAAAGAAAAUAUAUUUUCAUGAUGAUUUUCAUGCACUGUACACAUUGCCUUCUACAACCUAAACUUUGUUUUUAAAUAUUUGAAAUGUUACAAACUUUCAAAUGCUUAUAAAAUCUUUACUGCCAAAACAAUUGUUGUAAGAGAAUACUUGGUACUGGAAAAUGUGUUUUUGUAAUGUAAAAAGUAAAUUAAAAAUGUAUUACAUAUAUUUUAUGAUUGUCCGCCAGUGCAAACAAUUUGAAGUUUAAACAGAAUGCUACAAGACAUGCAUGCUUUUUUCAAGUAAUGCAUUUCCUUCUAAAGAAUGUUCUCUUUUGUUUAUACACUGUGUCUACAUAAAACUGUUCCUUUCAUACUAGUUAUUGUUCUUCACUCUUAGACUUUUGCAAAUCGUUUCCAGGCCUGAAGAAGAAUGACCUUCAUCCUGGCAUGGUUGGAAGCCCUUGAGGACUGUGACAUAUGCUAUGACACUGGAAGUGUCACUUCCAAGUAUUCUGUAUUGUCACAUGAAUGAGAUAUCAUUUAGUGAUACAUUCUUGUACAUCCAACUGGAUGAUUCCUAAGAACAUGCUUGUGAGAGGAGAAUUAUGCAUUGAACCUUAGACCUCCCUAUAGCCAGCUCCAAUUAACCUUAUCAGUUCCUGAACCUUGCAAUUUUUCCAUCAACACUAACAAGUUAAGAGUGGAAACAUGGAUGUGAAUCAAUUUUUGGCACAGUUGACUGAUGCAAAUGUGUUUCAUUCAUGUCACCUGGGUUUAUGAUGCACAUAUGAAAUUUUAAAAUAACCUGUAAUACAGACCAUGGAUAUGCAUAAUUUAUGUAGGAAUAGACUAAGCACAUAUUUGAGUCAUCGAUCUGCAAGUAAAUAUCAGCAGAUAACAUUGUCUGUACAUUUUCAUUCAUGGGCAUUUGUCAUGGGUACAUAUUCAUCUUGAAUGUAUGAAACUCCUCCUGUGUUAAGCUGUGAACAUUAAAAUAAACAUUUGAAUUUGA